CCUUCAGCAGCUCAACUUUGGGGUUCGGGCUAUUUUCCAGUUGCUGGUCACACCGGUGUGUUUGAAGCGUGUUGGCCAGGAGAGUAUACCAGGCUCCUCCCCCUGAACCAUCCAGUCCAAAGGGAUCCCAUUUCCCGCCCUUUGCCCGGCUCCCGGAUCCGACCCGGGCGCUGCAGCUGCGCCCCUGCAAGUCGCUGGGAGGCGCCGGGGCGAAUCCUAGGGGUGGUGGCUGAGCUGGCGGAGGAGGCUGGAGCUGGAGCCCGUUGUCGUGAGGGUCUGUGGCCUCUACCCCCACAGGUGUUACCAAAAGUGACCUACAGUGGAGUGAGACCAAGGCAGGCUGAAGCUAUCACCUUCCUCUAUCACCCCUGUGCCCAUCCCUGGCUGAAGCUCCAGCUUGCCUUCCUGGCCCAUGUUUGUGUGGUUAAGCCCUUGCUCAUCCCUGACUCCAACCUCACGCGGGAUAGGCCCCUGGUGCUGACAGCAUGGGGGAUGGCACUGGAGAUGGCGUGGGUAGAGCCAGCCUGGGCUGCCUACUGGUUAAAGAGGCAGUGGAGGAAGCAGAGAAAGAAAGUAUGGUUCUACUCUGAUAGCUCUGCUCAGCCCUUUCCAUCAGUGCCAAGCCACAGCAGAGGGAAGCCGUGCCCAAGACGGUGUAUGCAGGCCUCAGCAUUGGCCUUUGCUCUGCGCAGCUGGAGGCCUCCUGGCAUAGAGGUGCCACCUAGAGGGCCCCGGCAGCACUCUUCCAGUGGUGUCAAGAGACGGGAGCUUCGAGCUGCCCUGGGUCUCCAGACCACUCCUGCAGGACUGAGGGUUCCUUUUGCCUCCCCAUGGAGUUUAAAGGCCCAGCAGCCCAUUUUGGGAACUCAGGGUGAGGGGGCUAAUGCCCCAACUGUGCCAUCGGUCCCCUUGGCACCUGGGGAAUCAGGAGGCAAUACAAGCAUUAGGACAGAGGGCCAAAUACCCAAAGCCCAAGGCAUCUCAGGGGGGUGUGCCUGUCCAACUCAGGCUUCUCCUGCCCCUCGGGCAGCAGUGCCUCCACGGGUAGCCCGGGGCCCCACCCCACGCACGGACGAGGCUGCCUGGGCUGCCAUGGCCCUGACCUUUCUGCUGGUACUGCUCACACUGGCCACACUUUGCACGCGGCUACAUCGAAAUUUCCGCCGGGGGGAGAGCAUCUACUGGGGGCCCACAGCAGACAGCCAGGACACUGUAGCUGCUGUGCUGAAGCGGAGGCUGCUGAUGCCCUCACGCCGGGUCAAGCGCUCCCGCCGGAGGCCCCUGCUUCCCCCCACGCCAGACAGCGGCCCAGAUGGGGAGAGCUCAGACUGACCUGCCCUAGUCCUGCCGCUGGCUCGGCGGGCUCCUUUUCUGUGCGGCCACAGCCCCUGCCACGUGGGCUGCAUGCAGGGGCGCCCCCUGGCGGCAAACUGAGCAGCCCUGCUACACCUUGCAAAAACUGCCACCUUAACGUGUGGGUUGCAGGAGUGGCCAGAGGAAGAGGAGCUGUUCCUAAUCCCCCUUGCCCAGACUCGUUUCUAAUUAAAUUAUUUUAGUAGAGUCCGGAGUUGAGCGUAUGUAUGUCACAAAUUCACGCUCCCCCAGGACACUAGGCCUAGACCAUCUGUUCCUGCACCCCCUCACCACCUUAGGCUUCUUAGGGAUGCUAUUGGGAUGGUGGUGUCCCAUAUGCAAUUUAUUAUUCCCAACACAGGCUUUUCUUGGUACUGGGUGUUUGGACACUUGCGUUCUUCGUUUGGUUUGUCUAUCAC
Messenger RNA from Fukomys damarensis (Damara mole-rat), 1772 nucleotides. RefSeq names its product tumor protein p53 inducible protein 13 (gene Tp53i13). The record is from RefSeq and is a predicted model, not a curated record. Bases 493 to 1332 code for a protein of 279 amino acids. Gene Ontology annotation, cellular component: cytoplasm. The transcript has 8 exons. Lineage: Eukaryota; Metazoa; Chordata; Mammalia; Rodentia; Bathyergidae.